Molecule: messenger RNA, 975 nt
Organism: Macrosiphum euphorbiae (potato aphid)
Lineage: Eukaryota; Metazoa; Arthropoda; Insecta; Hemiptera; Aphididae
Source: the annotation of a GenBank genome assembly
AUGUGGCGACGGUUCGCCACAAGCCCAAUAAGUGCACUUUGGGAUUUGACCGUUUGGAAUAAUUGGGAUUUCAAAUAUCAAAAGGGACAAUACAACCGGAUAAGAAGACAGAGGUCAUAUCCACGUUUCCGCGACCGAAAAAUGAGCAUGAGGUUCGACGCUUCCUCGGACUCGCCGGUUAUUUUAGACGUUUUAUUGCAAAACUACUCAAAACUAGCGACACCGUUAACGAUACUUACCUGUAAGGACACGGCGUUCACCUGGGGAAAUGAACAACAACAGUCGUUCGACGAACUUAAGCGAAUACUGUGUAGUGAACCAGUGGUCGCUAUGUACAAUCCGACGGCACCGGUUACCCAGGUAUACACCGACGCGAGCAGUGUGGCGCUGUCCGGAGUCCUAUUGCAAGGAUUAACGCCCAACAUAUUGCAUAUGGUUUACGCAGUGAGUAAAAAAACGACCGACGCAGAAUCGCGAUACCAUUCUAGCCGCCUCGAACUGUACGCGGUGAUAUGGACGCUCGACCGGUUGAGACCGUUUUUGCUUGGUAUACGAUUUACUAUUCUGACAGACUGUCAAUCACUCGUUUACCUUAACGUGCACAAAACCACGAAACCACAUGUAGCACGAUGGUUCGAAGUGCUACAGGAGUUUGAUUUCGAGAUCAAAUACCGGCCGGGGACUCGUAUGGCACACGUAGACGCGCUGAGCAGAGUCAAUGAUGGCGAACAAGAUGACAUCAGCUCGGUGGAGGCCGACCUGUCAAAAAGAUUGGACGUUUUAGUAGCAUUAUCUCCAACCGACCGUGUUAGGUUCAUGCAACAGUCUGACGAAAAAACUAAAUUACUGAUUAACCUACUUCAGACAGAUACAGAAUUGACCGUUGCCGAAAAAGGGAUGGUGAAGGAUUACCAGCUCACGGGUGGAGUUCUGUACCGGCUCCACGAAGGGAGAGCGUUGUCGGUGGUGCCAUAA